Messenger RNA from Prorocentrum cordatum, 180 nucleotides. NCBI's taxonomy places the organism in Eukaryota, Dinophyceae, Prorocentrales, Prorocentraceae. The record is from the annotation of a GenBank genome assembly.
GUCACGUCGGGAAGGGUGCUGGGCCUCGACGGGGACCCCCGCGUGAUCCUCGGCGGCGUGAGCUCGCACGGGGUGGCUGUGGACUACCAGGGGUCCAUCUUCUGCACGGACAUCACUCCCGACGGCAGCCGCAUCCUCAUGCUGUCGGGUCAGGGCGUUGCCAGCAAGCUGCGGGGCGAG